Molecule: messenger RNA, 599 nt
Organism: Sphaeroforma arctica JP610
Lineage: Eukaryota; Ichthyosporea; Ichthyophonida
Exons: 5
Source: RefSeq, a predicted model, not a curated record
AUUGGUUGCGAAGGUAGUGCGUACGGAGUCUAAGAUAGAGUCGGAAAUAAUAUACUGACGUCAAUGCUAACGAGACUCAACACGUCAAGUUUAUGCAGUAUCAAGAGAAGCCAGCCAUGCGUGGAAAGGAGUGGCCGUACUACCCCAAUGUGCUAGGUUACAGAGUUCCGCUAUGCAACUUCCCUGAAGCCAAGUUCCUUUCAGGGCGAAAUAGCGACUCACAGUGUAUGGAGGAAAUGAUCAUCAAUCUAAACAGAAUGAAUCUCACGUACCACAUCGACCACAAAUCGCUUGUGGGUGCAUACCGGCACGGUGGGAAUAUGCCCGGCGAUGACAUUCUGCAAAUAGGAUUCUACAUGUACUACAACAAGCACAUGCCUUCAUCACUGGAUAAUCAUUUCUGCGAGCGAAUGACGAUGGAGGCUGGCGAAAGGAGUAAAGACGACACACUGUGCUCGAAAACCUACGAGUGGUGGGCAUCUGAAUGGGCACCCCAAACCAUAAACGAAAACAUGGAGAGAAUCGGGUUUGACCAAAAUCACUGGCGAUCGGCCACUCUGGAAGUGCACGGUAGCCAACCCACCACGUUUGAAGGCAGG